This is a messenger RNA of Lodderomyces margitis, 2841 nucleotides long. It is a transcript of the gene SNU114, whose product is annotated as U5 snRNP GTPase. NCBI's taxonomy places the organism in Eukaryota, Fungi, Ascomycota, Pichiomycetes, Serinales, Debaryomycetaceae. The coding region runs from base 1 to 2841 and encodes 946 amino acids. The transcript has a single exon. Gene Ontology annotation, molecular function: translation elongation factor activity; U5 snRNA binding; GTPase activity. Gene Ontology annotation, biological process: mRNA splicing, via spliceosome. Gene Ontology annotation, cellular component: U2-type catalytic step 2 spliceosome; U4/U6 x U5 tri-snRNP complex; cytosol. The record is from RefSeq and is a predicted model, not a curated record.
AUGAGCGACGACAAAUACGAUGAGUUCGGUAACUAUAUCGGUGGAUCAGAUGAGUCUGAAUCUGACAUUGAAAGUCAAAGAGAAGAUGAGCUCGGACAAGGAGAGAACGAAUUACAACUCAUAGAGAAUGGAAAAGACGAGUCCUCAGAAACAGCAUUAGUUAAGAACAAUGUUUCAACUGAAGAUGCCGAGAUUGUGUAUAUAAAUCCCAGCUCCUUUUCAGAUAAUAUGCCCGUGAUUGUACCGAAGGUGGAGAAAAAGAUGAAAAUGGUGAUCAAUGAAGAAAAUUUACCGAAGUUGGCAUAUUCGAGGGAGUUUAUGGUAAACACAAUACGCGAGGUUCCCGAAAGGAUACGAAAUGUUUGCAUUGUAGGGAACUUUCAAUGUGGUAAGACGUCGUUUAUUGACCAUCUUGUCCAAAGGACUCAUGCCGAUAGUGAUAGUAAGCACAGCAAUUCCAAAUAUUCCAAACCAUUGAGGUACUUGGAUAACCACAAGUUGGAAAUUGAACGAGAAGCUUCAAUAAAAUCCUCACCAAUUACGCUAUUGCUUCCAAACUCAAAAGGUCGAUCUUUUGUGUUUAGCUUAUUGGACACUCCUGGCCACGCUGAUUUUGGCGAUGAAGUAGUGGCUGGUCUUGAAUUAAGUGAUGGUGCGGUUUUAGUUUUGGAUGUAGUUGUGGGGUUAACAUUUAAAGACAAGUUGGUACUAGGAGAAGUUAUACAACGAAACAUGCCCGUAGUGCUUGUUUUGAAUAAAAUUGACAGGCUUAUUUUGGAGUUGCGGUUACCACCAAAAGACGCAUAUUUGAAACUUUUCAAUAUAAUCGAUGAUGUGAAUCAGUACAUUAUCAAAAAUAGCGAUGGAGAUUAUACUCAAUUUCAAAAACUAUGUCCGACAUCAAAUAACGUGGUGUUUGCAUCGUCUGUGUUUGGAAUUUCAUUUACAUUGAGCAGUUUCGCAAAACUAUACUCACAAAGCCAACUGACUGAGAUGCAGCUAGCAAAGUUUGAAGAGAGACUAUGGGGUGACUACUUUUUCAACUACGAAAACAGUGAAAUAAUAACCAACUCACAUGAUGGAAAGUAUUCUCACACUUUUGUUACAUUUGUGUUGGACGUAAUUUAUCAAAUUGCUAUCUACGCCCUAACUACAAAGCCUCCUUAUAAAGAGUUGGCCAAAAUAUUGUGGGAAAAUUUUGGCGUGUCGAUCCCGAAAGCUGAAUACAAAAAAGAUGUUAAAGUGCUUCUAAAUUCGGUUUUCCGAGCAGUUUUUAAACAUGAUACGGGAUUUGUCGACAGUACUGAAAGCUCUAUUCCUCCUCCACACAUUUCUCCAAAAGAUGCGCCAUUGCUUGGUAAAAUUAGCAAAUUUGUCGAAUCUCCUAGCGGUGCGUCGUUCCUAGCAUUGACCCAUAUAUAUUCGGGACAACUUAACCAAGGAGAUACCAUUAAAGUUUGCAUAGAAGAUGAUGAUGGUGAAGAACUAAAAGAGACUGAAGUGGUAGUUGAUCAUCUUUAUUUGCCCGGUGGUAGGUACAAUGUACCAGUAGACUCUAUAUCAAACACUUUAGUAUUGAUUGAAUGUGUUGAUUCCAGUAUUCAAAAGGGUGCAACUAUUAUAUCUCAUGACAAUACAAAGGACCCUGUAUUCAAAGUUCCAAAUUAUGCUAUUACGUCAGUGUUGAAAGUUGCCGUUGAGCCUGUGAAUCCUACUGAACGACCAUUGCUUCUUGACGGUCUAAACAAAAUUUCCAAGUCAUACUUGUCAUCAGUCAUUCAUGUGGAAGAAAAUGGAGACACUGUCGUUGUUGCCCCAGGUGAGUUUUAUAUGGAUUGCUUAUUGCACGACUUGAGAGUUUAUUUCAACAAUGAUUUGCAAAUCCGAGUAAGUGACCCAAUGACGAUAUUCUCUGAAACGUGCAUAACCCAAUCGUUUACGCAAAUUCCGGUGGCUACUCGUGAUGGCGAAGUUUCCAUUUCGGUUAUUGCCGAGCCAGUGAACGAUGUAAGAUUAAGUUACGAAAUCGAAAAAGGGUUGAUUGAUAUUAAUUUAAGCAAAAGGGAGAUGUCAGCCAUCCUUAAAGAAAGAUUUGGCUGGGAUACUUUAGCAGCGAGGUCUAUUUGGUCAUUUGGACCAGAUGAUUUAAUUGGGCCAGACAUUUUGCUUGACGACACAUUGGAUGGAGAAACUGACAAGGAGCAAUUUUCCAAAUUAAAGCCUUUGAUAGUGUCAGGAUUCAAAUGGUGCGUUAAUGAAGGUCCUUUAUUUAAUGAACCUAUAAGAAACGUCAAAUUCAAGAUUCUUGAAGCUAACUUUGGUGAAGAUGCAGAAUCUUUUUUAAAUGCUGCUCAAAUCAUCCCAUUGGUACGCCGUGCUUGUUACACUGGGCUACUAACCGCAAAACCAAGGGUCAUGGAACCGGUAUACAAAGUUGAUGCUGUAUGCCCGUACAAGGCUAUACGUAUUAUUAAAGAGGUUCUCAAACUGAGAAGGGGGACUUUUAGUGGACACGAACCAAUUGAAGGUACACCAUUAUAUCACGUUGAAGGUUUUGUUCCGGUGAUUGAUAGCUUUGGUAUGCUGUCAGACGUAAAGUUGCAUGCCCAAAAUAAAGUGACAUUGUCGUUGGUAUUUCUGCAUUGGGAAAUUGUACCUGGGGACCCAUUCGAUAUAACAUGUCCGUUGCCGACGUUGGAACCAGUUCCUGAACAGUCUUUGUCCCGAGAUUUCCUUCUCAAGACAAGAAAGAGAAAGGACUUGACUGGGGAACCCACAUUACAAAAGUAUAUUGACCCCGAAAUUUAUCAAAAAUUGAAGGAGCGAGAUUUGGUUCUUUAA